Haliotis rubra (blacklip abalone) is the source of this 912-nucleotide messenger RNA. RefSeq names its product 5-hydroxytryptamine receptor 4-like. The record is from RefSeq and is a predicted model, not a curated record. Gene Ontology annotation, molecular function: G protein-coupled receptor activity. Lineage: Eukaryota; Metazoa; Mollusca; Gastropoda; Lepetellida; Haliotidae. Gene Ontology annotation, biological process: G protein-coupled receptor signaling pathway. The transcript has a single exon. Gene Ontology annotation, cellular component: membrane. Bases 1 to 912 code for a protein of 303 amino acids.
AUGACCAUAGCACCAUAUAAGGGCAUGAGUUGCACUGCCAUGUUCAUGCUGACUCUCUUUACACUGUUAGGGUGCUUAGUCUGCAUUGGCAAUCUCCUCACCGUGGUAGCUGUGUUUCGGACUGAGGAGCUCCGGACCACGCCUAACAUGUACAUCGUGUCUUUAGCAUGUAGUGACUUCCUUCUUGGGCUCACAGUGCCUUUCUUUGUAUCCUCCAAUGUCCCAAACAUGGAGGAUCUGUUAGACAGGUCGUUGUUCCACUGUGCAUUUCGAUAUGGCGUUCUGUAUCUAAUUCUGUCGGAGUCUUUCCUCUGCAUCUGUGCUAUAUCCGUGGACAGGUACGUCUACAUCAAACACCCUCUCCAUUACCACAUCUACCUCAGUCCUAAGAAAACUGGCCUCGUCAUCGCGUCUACGUGGUGUGUGUCCCUAAUGGUGGGCGCUUGUACUCUGCUGACGUCGACCUGGCCUGGCUAUUGCAGUUUCUUCCACGUGGUGUCCAAAUCAUUUCAGCUGUACUUCAUCAUGCCCUAUACAGCCGCCAUCUUUGUGUUGAACGCAGUAAUGUACAGCCUCAUCACAAAGGAAGCUAUUCAACAUCGUCAACGAAUUCAAGUACGGAAUUCACCCAUCAACACAACAAUACGCUGCAAAGCAACAUUACGCUCGAUCAGACAUUUCAUCAUGGUAUAUGGGACGUUUGUCGUGUGCUGGUUGCCGGCCGCAGUGGUCAACAUUCUUGGUCACACGUACGGAGUGGGCACUACAACUACAGGCAUAACACUAUCUCUUGGAUUAUUGAACUCUGGUGUGAACUUUAUAAUCUACGCCUUCAUGAACAAGGCUUUCAAGAAGGCUUUCUUAAAACUAUUCCUGGCAUUGCACGUGUUCUGUUGUCGAAUGUGUAGAUGA